This is a messenger RNA of Aspergillus heteromorphus CBS 117.55, 2149 nucleotides long. RefSeq names its product tRNA 1-methyladenosine methyltransferase subunit GCD10 (gene trm6). Gene Ontology annotation, biological process: tRNA methylation. Gene Ontology annotation, cellular component: tRNA (m1A) methyltransferase complex; nucleus. Lineage: Eukaryota; Fungi; Ascomycota; Eurotiomycetes; Eurotiales; Aspergillaceae. The coding region runs from base 77 to 1792 and encodes 571 amino acids. The transcript has 2 exons. The record is from RefSeq and is a predicted model, not a curated record.
GAAUUAUUCUCUCCUCUCCUGGCGUGCCAUGCGCUGAGUCCCUUCCUCCCCAUCUUCGACCACAGCCCCCCCCACCAUGCAUCCCUACGUGCGCCCGAACCAGUUUCUGGCCUUCAAGCUGCCCUCCGAGCAGACGAGGAUCCAGAAGAUCGUUCCCAACACGGAAAUCUUCCUCGGAAAAUACGGCUCCUUCCCCGCGAACCAGAUCAUCGGCCGGCCCUUCUACCUGACGUACGAGAUCCACGAGACGCCCGGCGACGCCAACAGCAAGUACCUGCGGAUCGUGACGGCGGCCGAACUGCACGCGGAGUCGCUGAUCACGGAUGGCGAGAACGAUGGUGACGACCUCGAGCUGAAUGAAGACGGCACGCCCGUGCGCACGAAUCGCGAGACCGUCGAUGACCGGUCCACGCAGAAGCUGACGCUGGAGGAGAUCGAGGCGCUGAAGAAGGAGAGCUCCGGCGCCGGACGGGCGAUCAUCGCGAAGCUGCUGGAGUCGCAUCAGGCGCUGGAUCAGAAGACGGCGUUUUCGCUCGCCAAGUAUAAGCUGCGCAAGGAGAGGAAGUACAUGAAGCGGUUCACGGUCAUGCCGUUGGAUGUCAGCCUGUUGACGAAUUAUAUGCUGGAGGACCGCGAGGCGGCCAAGACGUUGGAGCUGCGCGAUGAACUGAUCGGGUUGAUUGGGUGUUGGGGAAAUGUGCAUCAUGGCGGCAGUAGCUCGUUUGAGGAGACGAUUGCGGCGAGGCCCAAUGGGAGGUAUCUUGUUGUGGAUGAUACGGGUGGCUUGGUGGUUGCGGCUAUGGCGGAGCGGAUGGGUAUGCUUUACCCUCAUGAUGGGGAUGAUGAGGAGGAGCAGGAUGCCGCUGAGCCGGAGGUACCAGAGGGCGAGGAGCGGAAUGAGGAGGAGGAACCGAUCACAAACGCCGCAGGUCGUGUGCAUCGUCGACAGAUGUCCGCGCAAGGAAACACCAUCACGCUUCUGCACGCCAACAAGCAACCUAACCUCAACCUGCUGAAAUACUUCGGCUACGAGCAGGACAACAUCAGCGAGACGCAUCCCCUGUACACGAACCUGAAGACGGUGUCCUUCCUGCAGCUGCUCGACCCCAACGCGGACACGAUCUACGCCCAAGAGCCCCCGGUGGUGCCCGACGCCGAGCUCGCUACAUACAAGUCCAGUAAACGCAGCUCCUACCACCGCAAGCGGGGCAGAUGGAUGCGCACCCGACGGGUGGUCGAUGAAGCCCGCACCGGCGGCUUCGACGGUCUGAUUAUUGCGUCGAUGAUGGACCCCGGCAGUAUCUUGAAGCAUGCCAUCCCUCUACUCUCAGGCUCGGCCCCCGUCGUCAUCUACUCGCCCACCGUGGAGCCCCUGACGGAAGUGACCGACCUGUACUCUACAGCCCGGAAAAACGCCUGGAUGACCCGGAGGCGCGAGUUGGAGGAGCAGGCGGAACAGGAGUCCGAGGACCCGGAGGAGAUCAGCCGCAAGGUGACCGCCCAACUGGUGGAGGAGUUCUACGUCGACCCGACGACGCUGCUCUCGCCCACGCUGCAGACAUCGCGGGUCCGCGUCUGGCAGGUUCUCCCCGGCCGCACGCACCCGCUGAUGUCCGGCCGGGGUGGCGCGGAGGGAUACAUCUUCCACGGCAUCCGCGUGAUCCCCCGGGCAGUGAACAUCGAGGCGGCGGGCGAUCCGGCGCGCAAGCGGCGGAGACUCGCGAAGCAACCCGAGUUCGAAACCCCGACGGAGACGCCCGCGGCCAGCGGCGAUGUCGAGAUGACUUCGUAACAACCGCCUCGAGACCAAUCCACCAUUCACCUCACCACCCUCAUGUAAAAUAGCGCUUGUCGGGCCGUUGCAGCUGUCCUAUGGCUGCCAUCGCAUGACGAGACCCCACCUCGACUCAUACACUCAUACAUUCCCCCGAGCCAGACGGGAAUGGGGAUACAUAGCCCUCAGACCGGGCCUCUAUGAUACCAAGCACACAGACGUCAGACAUCAGUCUAGUUUUCAAAUCGCUUCAUGUCGAAAUAUACACAAGAGUAAAAGCCCAGGGCCGGAGGACCCGACGGGACGGUCGUCACCCGCUAGAUGUACGCGGGCGCGGGAGCAGACAAAAGCAGCAUACAGAAUAAUCUAACCUAG